Messenger RNA from Aplysia californica (California sea hare), 2653 nucleotides. Its product is annotated as NIF3-like protein 1. The transcript is spliced from 7 exons. Bases 222 to 1427 code for a protein of 401 amino acids. The record is from RefSeq and is a predicted model, not a curated record. Gene Ontology annotation, cellular component: cytoplasm; mitochondrion. Lineage: Eukaryota; Metazoa; Mollusca; Gastropoda; Aplysiida; Aplysiidae.
GACUUCCACGGAAGUUAUCCCCGCUGCUGUCUCACUCGCGACACUCAGCUGUGCCACUGUGCUGUCUGCUAGAUCAACUUGCUGUCAAAUUGUCACUGCCAGCCUGUUGGCAGUUUGUCGCCGAGCUGCAACUUGGCUGAGCAAGCGCCCGCUGUGUCAAGCUGUGAGCUUUAAAAUAAAGGGAUUUGAACGAUGCUAUGCUUUGGGAUUAGGAAAGAUUGAUGUCUCUUACGCUGAUGAUCAGAUCACAGAGGCUGAUUACGAGCUCCUUUAGAUCUAAACACAAACUGAAAUAUCAAAGCCCGAUAACGCUACUCAGUUCGCAGCCUUGGAGGACAACUGGAAGUUUGACCAUGAAUUCACUUGAUACAGUUGUUGCUAAACUCAAGAAAUUUGCCCCACUCUCUUUGGCUGGCUCAUGGGACAAUGUAGGCCUGCUGGUGGAGCCUAGCCCGCCCAAGUACAUCAGCAAGAUGAUGCUGACCAACGACCUGACAACUGCAGUGGUGGAGGAGGCCAAGGAGAAAACGGUCGACCUGAUUCUGUCCUACCACCCGCCCAUUUUCAAACCGCUCAAGCGCCUCACUCAGUCGUCGUGGAAGGAACGGGUGCUCAUCGAGUGUGCCGAGAGUCGCAUCGCGGUUUUCUCCCCUCACACCAGCUACGACGCCGUGGAGGGCGGGGUUAACGACUGGCUCCUCUCCGCUUUUGAUCUCAAGAAGGGCAGUGUCCGUCCACUGGAGGUCUCACAAACCAAAGACUGUCGCUCUCAUCUGUUCGAGGUGGAUGUGGCAGCAGACAGACUGAAGGAGAUGAGAGAUGAAAUUCUCGUGUCCUGCCUGCCAGCUGACUCUCCCCUGACUGCACAGAAAACAGCAUUCUCUACAGUGGUUCUCAGGUCAACGGGCAGUGAGCAGCUGAGGCUCCAGGUGGCGUGUAACAGCUCCGAGCUCAACGCAAUCAUCACGGCCUUGACCUUGUGCAAAGCCCCGGAAACGUACAGAGUCACUCCGCUCUCUCAGAUCCCACGGCCCGCAGCGGGAGCCGGACGUGUAGCAGAACUGGCAGAACCCUUGAGUCUGGAGCUGCUGGUGUCUCGUGUGAAAACCUUCCUGGGACUCAAGCAUGUGGCCGUGGCGAAAGCUGUUGGCGAAGAAGAUCCGGAGGUGUCAUCAGUAGCCGUGUGUGCUGGUUCCGGAGGCAGCGUGCUGGGUGGUGUUCCCGCUGACCUUUUGCUGACGGGGGAGAUGUCGCACCACGAGGUGCUGGACGCCGUCCACAGAGGAAGUAGUGUCAUCCUCUGUCACCAUAGCAACACAGAACGCGGCUUCCUGGUGCCUCUCCGCGACAAGUUGAGCGGAUUGCUGGGCAGCUCGGUGGACAUCUUUAUAUCGGAGACAGAUCGCGAUCCGUUAGAGACUGUCUAGUAUUUAAUCAUAGGAAGGGGUCAUUUCAAGAACGUACCUAAGUCCAUUUUUGCGAAAAUCGAGAUUUUUGCAUAGGAUGAUAAAAGAAAGGGGGCUGCACCCUGUCAGCUUUCUAUGGAGAUUGUAUCUUUGAUUUUCAGAGCUGUGUCCUCUGUUUUAGCUCGCCUUUCCCAGUGCAGUACUACAUUAACGAGAAACAGUUUUUGGCCUUUUUCUCAAAACUACUCUAGUGGGACUUAGUUACGUUAUUGAAAUAACCCCUUCUUUAUUUAGACUUACGCUUGUCGCUGACCGUAAUCCACUGGGAACUCUUUCUAGUGUCUGGUCUAAUCUUAUCAUCGGUUUCGCAAGCAGUCAACUUAAGUCCUUUCGAGUACUUUUUGCAUCACAGACAAAAACUAGCUUUUGUUGCGUUGUUUCUAUCAGGAAUCAUGAAAAGCAAAAAAAUUGUACCUAAGCAUUGACCAUAGCAUUAACUCUUUAACCAUGUCUGGACAGUGGCAGCGUUCGGUAGUCGAGGUCCGUAUCCAUGGCUGGACGGUACCACCGUCCGAUGCGAAGUUAUUAUUGUAUUAUGGUACAGGCCGAAUAUUAAAAAGUACGAGCUAACAAGCCUUUAGUUUGCCCCGGAAGUCAAAGAUAAAUGAAUUCUACGUUUGGGUAAUGCUUUAUUGAUCAGUUUGACGAGAAACGAGCGUAUUAGAACACAUAAUAUGUCGAGUCUCAUUUCCACAAACACGAGAGAAUUAUGCAGAAACGUGAUUUUAAAUUGCAUGGUCAAAGAGUUAAACUGCAUUUUGGUGAUGUUGAAAGGUGCAUCUUUGACGGAGCUUUCGGAGGGUGUAAAAUUUUAGAAAUUCUCAAAAUUUGGACUUAAGUUGAUAGCUUGCAACAGCGACGUUAUGCUUGUCACUUCCAUGAUCUUCUGUGGUCUCUGGAAAUGUCUUGUGUCAAGUCAUAAGCCUCAGCCUGUAACUAUUGCUGCAGUGGUUUACAGUACCGUGGAACUGGGAUUCAAAGAGAUUCUUUUUAGGUCAGGCCCGGCGACUUCGUUGAUACCGAGUUCCACAGUAUACUGUAGGCAGUUCCAACUGCCCAGUGUCAAGCCAUGUGCUUUAUUAAUCUCAUCUUCCUCCGAAACUCGUACGAUGGAAUCAAAUCAGAAUGAACUUGGAAGAAAUCCGCUCUUGCUUUUAUAGUAAACUGAGCUUCUGCUUUGGUCCCUA